Cuculus canorus (common cuckoo) is the source of this 5794-nucleotide messenger RNA. It is a transcript of the gene SLC35G1, whose product is annotated as solute carrier family 35 member G1. The coding region runs from base 37 to 1125 and encodes 362 amino acids. NCBI's taxonomy places the organism in Eukaryota, Metazoa, Chordata, Aves, Cuculiformes, Cuculidae. The transcript is spliced from 3 exons. The record is from RefSeq and is a predicted model, not a curated record. Gene Ontology annotation, biological process: regulation of cytosolic calcium ion concentration; calcium ion export across plasma membrane. Gene Ontology annotation, cellular component: plasma membrane; endoplasmic reticulum membrane.
CGGGUCGGGAGUAGCUGGUAGCAUCGCGGAGUCCUCAUGGUGCUGUGCCAGAGCGGCGAGGCCGCCGCCGUUCCGGCCGUGGAGGAGCCGGAGGCGCCGCUGCGGCGGGAGGACGGUGCGGGCGCCGAGGAGCCCCGCGGCUGCUGCUCGGGCUGUUCCCGGCUGCGCUGCUGGGGGGCAGCGGGAACAAAGAAGAAAACUGCCUGUCCAGGACUUGGUCUAUUUUAUACUGUACUGUCUGCCUUCCUUUUCUCAGUGGCCUCUUUAUUUCUUAAAAAAAUAGAAGAUGUACAUUCAGUGGAAGUGAGUGCAUUUCGAUGUGUUUUCCAAAUGGCAUUCGUUCUUCCUGGUUUAAUAUACUACAAAACAGGGUUUUUGGGACCAAAAGGUAAAAGAAUUUUUCUUUUCUUCCGAGGAUUCCUUGGCUCUAGUGCAAUGAUUCUUCUCUACUAUGCUUUCCAAGUCAUGCCACUAGCUGAUGCCACCGUUAUAACUUUUAGCAGUCCUGUUUUUACAUCGUUGCUGGCAUGGAUCUUUCUCAAAGAAAAAUACAGUGUUUGGGACUUUGUGUUUACCCUCUUCGCAAUCACUGGAGUGGUUCUUAUCGCCAGACCACCAUUUCUGUUUGGGUCACACGUUUCAGGGAUCGAAGGAAGUUACACGGAUCACCUUAAAGGAACUAUAGCAGCAAUUACAAGCACAGUAUCUGCAGCUUUGACUUUUGUUAUAUUAAGAAAGGUGGGAAAAUCUGUGCAUUAUUUUUUGUCAAUUUGGUAUUAUGCAGUCAUUGGUUUAAUUGGAUGUGUUAUAGCCUUGUUUGUUAUGAAUGAAUGGCGUUUGCCUUACUGUGGUAAAGAUAGGGUUCUUCUAAUACUGAUAGGCUUGCUAGGGUUAGGGGGUCAGAUAUUCCUCACAAAAGCAUUACAGAUAGAGAAAGCAGGACCUGUAGCCAUAAUGAAAACGAUGGAUGUGGUGUUUGCUUUUAUUUUACAAAUUAUUUUUCUCAAUCAUCUACCUACUUGGUGGACUGUGGGUGGUGCCCUUUGUGUGGUGGCUAGUAGUUCUGGAACUGCCAUUCGUAAGUGGCGACAAAGCUUGAAAAAAGCCAAACAAAAUGAAAUCUAACAAUACAGACACUAAUUCAUUACAGAAACAAGCAAUCUUGAAAUAUAUAUAUAAAAUAUUUAUUUUUAUUUAUUUUAAAGAUCUCAUUUACCAAAUCGUAGUAGCAAGUUAUAUUCAAUAAAAUGAGUUGAUUUUUUUGAAAAAACAAAAUUAAGAGUAUUAUAACAGGUGGUUAGGUAUAUGCUUUUCUUUCUCAUAUUUAGGCAUGCAAAUAUGAGAACUAGGAAGAUAUUUAAAAGUUGCUUGCUUCCUGUCAAAAGUGGACAGUAGUUUGGGAUUUUCCUAAGAUUUUUGAUUCUUCACUUCUUAGACCCUUUCUCUGUUCUUCUGAGCGGUGGAAAUCAGUCUCCCAGGCUUAUUUAAUGCUGUUCUUUGCUUGAUUGCCAGAGAGACUGCAGUACAAAAUAGUUAGAAGGGAAUGAAAAGUUAUACUCGGUGAACAUCCAACUUUUAUAGAACACAUAAAAGUUUAUGCAUUUAGAAGCAAUUUUUUCCCUUACAAAACAGAUGCCAAAUGGGGAUUUAAGUGGAAUUCUAGAAGAACAAAGGGUAUUUCAUCUUUCAAAGUAAUAGCUGGAGAAAAUUCACUUGUAAAAAUUAUCUGUCUGCUUUGCUUUCUUCUAAAUUUUUUUAAAUGUUUGCACUUGCUUCACAGACAUAAUGAAACAACUGAAUUCCUUUGUCUUAAUGUGAUUUUCCCUGUAAACGUGUCUUUAGUUGCUGCAGUCUCAGUAAUGAAAGACAACAGUUAAUAGUAUACCACUUGUAAAUUAGCCAUUUCUUGUGGUAUGGAAUGCUAUGCUGUAGCUGCACUUUUCUUUAUUCUAUGCAAAAAAAAAUAUAUUUUUUUAGGUAUUUAAUAUAGAUUAUUUUAAAUGCUGCUUAUGACCCUUUUUUGUACGAAAGUUCUUUCGGAGACUACGUUUUCUUGGCCUUCAUACAGUUAGGCAAAUGCUUUACAGUAAAUCCUUCUGUUUCCUAAGAAUUUACAAGAAUGCAGAGUAAUUGCAGUUCCAUAGAAAUGGCAGGUUGGCCAAGAUCAUGGUAGAGAUUCUACAGAAUGGGUUUGAGGAGAGCUUGGUGGGAUAGUGGAGCUAUGCACACACAAUUUACCACAUGGAGGCAUCCACACAUUUCUCAGGCUGGCCUUUUAAAUUCUGCACUUAGUCACUUCUCCUACACAUCAUGUCACUUUCAUAGACUUCUAUCUUGAUAGCAACAAAUGCUAAGAAAAAAGGCUGGUAUUAUUGAACUUGGUUUCCUUCAGGUUUGAGGAGGAAUAUAGCUUUAGCAUCAGGCAAGGAAUUGUCACAAAUAGAGUCUUACGUACUUUGGAUCUUGUCUUAGUAGUGCUUAAUGAUGAUUUUACCUUGGAGCUUUAUUUCAUUCUUUGUAUCAUGAGGUGGCUUUCUGUUAUUUACCCACUCCAUUAUUUUUCUGAAGGAGAAUGCUGGGUUGUGUAGGCUUGAUAAUUUUUGGGUUUUGCCUCAAAAUUACUGAAGGUGGCAGAAGGUUUCUUAAUUUGAUUUGCAGAUGCCUAGUCACAUAUAUUUUCUUUUGCCAAUAAGUAUUGCAUCUUGGCAGAGCAGAUCUAGGGGACUGGAGUCUCAAAGGACUGGAAUGUGUGUAGCACUUUGGGAUGCAUCUGGAUGUUAGGAGCCAUCUCUGUGCAAGAUUCUAUACAUAAACCAGCACACUGAAUCCAUAUAUGUGUAUGGACGUGAGCAGAUUCCACUUGAGUGACAGAAGCAUUUCCUGCUUAUAGCUGCUCAUUCUCCUUCUCCCAAAGGCUCAAGUUCAGCUACUGCUGACAAGGUCAGGCAUAGUAUGAGACUGCUUUCACUUCUCUUUGAAGCCUGACAUGAUAAUAAGAUUCCAGUUUGGCACCCAUUUCACUUAACACUCGAAAUUGUAAACUGGGAUUAUUUCUUCUGCUGCUCAGCCGUCGCUGCCAUGUAGCAACAGCUUUCAGGGGAGGGAGGGAAGAUGGACUGCAUUUUUUACUGCUUCACUUAAUGUCAAUUCAAAUGCACACACAGUAAACAUUUACAAAGCUGUGGUUGGUUCCAGAGCAGUUCAGGCUGGUAUAAACUUGGGUUGUCAGUCCUGGUCCCUCCCGUUGGCUUGGUGCUCGCGCUUAUGUGGUUAUGUGGCAAGCUGGCCUGGGGAGCUGAUCCAGCUUCGUAACUGUUUUGUAAGGUUGUUGGAGAGGGCAAAGUCAGAGCAGCCUGGACUUGAUGACAGUGUGAAAACAUGAGGAAGGGGAAUUGGAUAAUAUUUUAAAUUACAGUCUAUGAAUGCUGCCUUGUCAGUACAGAAUAAAAAUAACUUGGAAGUUUAUAUUGAAAAAUCUUUAGGUCACAUGAUUUCAAUAAAUCUUGUUUACACUUAGCAGAGAAGAACAGACUACUGAAGAAAGGACUGUUUUCUUGCCCUUAACACAUUAGUAAGUGCAAAAAAUAGGUUGACCUGAAAUCAACAAGCUGGUAGAGUGUUUGAUAAUUUUUCACUCGAGUUCUUGCAGAAACUUUUCUAUUACCAUACAUGUAGUGCCAACACCUCCGGAUGAUUUUUUUUUUUUCUUUGCCUAAACCUAUAGAGUUUCAUUAUGGCCCCAUCUACUUAUUUCCUUUUGCUGUUUCUAAACCUUCCUAAAUAUUUAAGUUGUUAAAAUACUAAUCUAAACAAAAGCCUGUGUUGCAGAACAUAGUAUUUCCUGAACAUUAUUUUGAUUUUGAUCCAUAUUUUAGAGAAUUGUUUAACUGAUGUGAGAAGGAAGGGCUUGAUUAGGGCCUCUCUAAGCAUAAAGCAUGACAAGCUAGCUUCUAUAACUUGUUUUUCCAGAUAAUUUGGAGAAUAGAAGACAUUUAAGCUUUAAGGUUUUUUGACCACCUCAAUUUUUAAAUUUUUCUUCCUAUCAAAUACAGGUUGAAAACUAAAUUUUAGUUGGAAGCCUUGAAGAAAAUGAAUUGUGCAGAAGUAUAGAUACCCUAAAAUGUUUGGGAAAUUUAAAACGGAAAGUAUUUACAUUUCCUGUUAAAAUGUUUAAACUUUUUUUUUUCUUCCAAAGCUUAACAGUUUGAGAAUCUGAAAUUAAACUGGCUGAGCCUUGAUUCUUUCAGAUUCUGAUUUUGCCUUUUUUCCUGGGUUUUGGGGAUUUUUUCUUUCUUUGGAUAGAUUUUUAUUUUAGAAAAUUUUUUAGUUUUGAAAUUUUUAAUACAGUAAGUUUCUCAGGGUCAAAUAUUAUUUUUCUAAGCUUUGAGUCAGAAAUAUAUUAUUAUUAAUGUUCAUUGCCUGUAGUGUUCUCUCAUGAUCUUUACAGUAUUUCUAAGUUUCAUAAAUGUACUUUUCUAAUAGGAAGUCCUUCCUUUGUAUAUUGUUGCAUUGCAAAUGCUAUGUUAUAAAGUUAAUUUUCUCUUGAAUUUCAACAUGUUCAACAUACUGAUUUCAGUGGAACCUAAAUAGCAGGAGUAAUAAUUAAUUAUUGGUUGCUUUGCACAUAAACACAGGGUAAAAGCAUUUAGUUGUUACUGAUGCAUCAAAGCAUGUUUCUUGUGUUCUUUACUAUGCAAAACACUGUAAUCAUCUGUUGUCUUCAGUGAGACUUGAUAGCCUUAAAGCCUUAUGUACCUGACUGUUCUAUUGUAAAGGUGAUGGCUGAAAAAGCUACCUACUGUCACUGUGCAGCAGCCAGUUUCUUUCAGGUGAAGUUGGUUGUCAAAGUAUGAUCUGAAAGCUCUCUAAAUACAUCUGCACUAAGAAUUUGACAAGCUCAUUGUGUAGGCAAGGGCUGUUUACAUAAUUAAAAUUUAUUUCCUGCAUUUGUCUAACACCAGGCAUGAAGUAACUUCAGUGUAAUGACAUUGGUGAAAUAAACUAGUUCAGUGUGUCAUUUUUCUCCUGAAACUAGGCUCUUUCCCAGUUCCAAGAAAAUGUUCUAAGGUGGCUCUUCCUGUAAUUGGUAAUGACAAAAUGGAUAAAACUACCCUUGAUCAUCAGUUAGUGUAAACACUUCCCACCCCUGCAGUAUUUUCUCUUCCUUGAGCUUUUGCUCAAGAGCUGAAAGUUAGUUUCUUUCUAGAGAGGCAGCCUCUUAAAGUUAUUUCCUUGCUAACUAGCAGCAGUUAACUAGCAAGAGUCUGUUUUCCAGUUCUCUAACCAUGGUAACCAUGGGAGGCUCAUCUGUGGCAUCAGUCCCACAAGGACAGUAGAAGCAUGAUCUCUGUCGCUGCGUGGAUUCAGGGUUGGCAGUGUUGACAGCAGAUGUGCGACACUGACUUCAGCGGAUGUUGCAGUUACCAGCAGAAAGUUUUUGCAGUCGUAACUGCCUAUCCAUCCAAAGAAAAUUUGUGGCUUUAUGUUCCUGCAGAUACAGGUAACUUCAGGGUGGAACGUACAUAAACUUCUAUGGUGAUAACACUUCUGUAUAUCAGAAUGAGUAAUUUCCUAUGUUAUGUAAUUGUUUGACAAAAAGGUGGUAAAAAUACCCUCAGCAUUUAAUUAAAGGAUUUUUACUAUGUGCUAUAUAUUGUUAAAUAUAUGUUGAAUGAUACGUUUUGUAGAAGUUACUGGCUUUGUUAUGUAGUAGUAUAUUUUUAUAGACAAUUCUUAUAUAUUGAAAUGUUACGAAUAUUUUCAUAAGAGAUUUAUAUUCAUUGUUGCUAAUAAA